Sorex araneus (European shrew) is the source of this 3798-nucleotide messenger RNA. It is a transcript of the gene FBXL4, whose product is annotated as F-box and leucine rich repeat protein 4. The record is from RefSeq and is a predicted model, not a curated record. Gene Ontology annotation, cellular component: SCF ubiquitin ligase complex. NCBI's taxonomy places the organism in Eukaryota, Metazoa, Chordata, Mammalia, Eulipotyphla, Soricidae. Bases 231 to 2075 code for a protein of 614 amino acids. The transcript has 9 exons. Gene Ontology annotation, biological process: SCF-dependent proteasomal ubiquitin-dependent protein catabolic process. Gene Ontology annotation, molecular function: protein binding.
CGCGCCGCUCCUGACCCAGCAGGGUAAAUAUAUGUCUCAUUUCAGCAUUAGCUACUGAAUUCGACAUGUAAAUUUCAGGCCACAUGGAUGAGUGCCAACUUUGUAUUUCCUGUGUGUAUCCUGUGAUCAUUCUAUUUUGGAACAUUCUUCAAAGAGUUCAUGCAUCUUGCUGAGGACACCUGACCUUUUGAAGCUUCAUAAUUCACAUCUAGCUGUCACCAGUCUUUCCCAUGUUAACAGUUUUGACUAUGUUUUAUUAUCUAUGCCUUCGGCGCCAAGCCAGGAUAGCUACAAGAGGAGAAACGAUGAACAACCGUAGAACUAUAGAAUCCAACAGCCGGACUUCUCCUCUCAAUGCAGAGGUGGUCCAGUAUGCCAAAGAAGUAGUGGAUUUCAGUUCCCAUUAUGGGAGUGAGAAUAGUAUGUCCUAUACCAUGUGGAAUUUGGCAGGUGUACCAAAUGUUUUCCCAAGUUCUGGUGACUUCACUCAGACAGCUGUGUUUCGAACUUACGGAACCUGGUGGGAUCAGUGUCCUAGUGCUUCCUUACCGUUCAAGAGGACGCCGCCUAACUUCCAGAGCCAGGACUAUGUGGAACUUACUUUUGAACAACAGGUGUAUCCUACAGCUGUCCACGUUCUGGAAACCUACCAUCCUGGAGCAGUCAUUAGAAUCCUGGCGUGUUCUGCAAAUCCCUAUUCCCCAAGCCUUCCAGCUGAAGUAAGAUGGGAGAUUCUUUGGUCAGAAGGACCUACGAAGGUGAAUACUUCACAGGCUCGUCAGUUUAAACCUUGUAUUAAGCAGAUACAUUUCCCCACAAAUCUUAUACGACUGGAAGUAAAUAGUUCUCUUCUGGAUUAUUACACUGAAUUAGAUGCAGUUGUAUUACAUGGUGUGAAGGACAAGCCAGUGCUUUCUCUCAAGACUUCACUUGUUGACAUGAGCGAUCUAGAAGAUGACUAUGAAGGAAAAAAUGGAUGUGGAAUGGAUAGUCUGAACAAAAAGUUUAGCUGUACUGCCCUCAGAGAAGGGCCAAGUAAUGGAUAUUUUGAUAAACUGCCUUAUGAGCUCAUUCAGCUGAUUUUGAACCAUCUGACGCUCCCAGACCUGUGCAGAUUAGCACAGACUUGCAAACUACUGAAUCAACAUUGCUGUGAUCCUCUCCAAUAUAUCCACCUCAAUCUGCAGCCGUACUGGGCAAAACUAAAUGAUACCUCUCUAGAAUUUCUACAGGCUCGCUGCACUCUUGUCCAGUGGCUCAAUUUAUCUUGGACUGGCAACAGAGGCUUCAUCUCUGUUGCAGGAUUUAGCAGAUUUCUGAAGGUCUGUGGAUCUGAAUUAGUACGGCUUGAAUUAUCUUGCAGCCACUUCCUUAAUGAAACUUGCUUGGAGAUUAUUUCUGAGAUGUGUCCAAAUCUACAGGACUUAAAUCUUUCAUCCUGUGAUAAACUACCACCUCAAGCUUUCAACCACAUUUCCAAAUUAUGUGGCCUUAAACGACUUGUUCUCUAUCGAACAAAAAUAGAGCAAACAGCGCUGCUCAGCAUUUUGAACUUCUGUUCAGAGCUUCAACACCUCAGCCUGGGUAGUUGUGUAAUGAUUGAAGAUUAUGAUGUGAUAGCUAGCAUGAUAGGAGCCAAGUGUAAAAAGCUCCGUACUCUGGACCUGUGGCGGUGCAAGAAUAUCACCGAGAACGGGAUAGCAGAGCUGGCUUCUGGGUGUCCGCUGCUGGAGGAGCUCGACCUCGGCUGGUGCCCGACCCUGCAGAGCAGCACUGGGUGUUUCGCCAGACUGGCACGCCAGCUCCCAAACUUGCAGAAACUCUUUCUUACAGCCAAUAGGUCUGUGUGUGACACAGAUAUUGAAGAACUGGCCUGUAAUUGUUCCAGGUUACGGCAACUGGACAUACUAGGAACAAGAAUGGUAAGUCCUGCAUCCUUGAGAAAACUCCUGGAAUCCUGCAAAGAUCUCUCCUUACUCGACGUGUCCUUCUGUUCACAGAUUGAUAAUAGAGCUUUGCUGGAGUUCAAUAUGAACUUUCCAAAAGUGUUCAUAAAAAAGAGUUUUACUCAGUGACUUAAUCUACAUUCUACAAUAAAAAUUAAUGUGCUUUGUGGGGUCCCAUUUGGGAGGUGAUUUUUGUCUUGUUUAAUCCCAUUAAGACGUGUAUGUCCCAUUAAGAUAUUUUUUGAUUCUAAAGAAAAAUAUAAAAUUGUCUAUUAAUAAAUAAAGUAAACAUGUAAAGAAAUGUUUUCACAAAACAAUAACAAUAAGCACUUUUCUUCAAGUGUGAGUGGCUGCUAUUAUUUUUAUUUUUUGUUAAUCAGUGUAUUAUGCUUUAGUCAGUAUUUAUGUGUUUAAUAACAGUAAAACGUGGAAGCAUUUGAACUUAUUUUAAAGAAACAGUAAACAAAGUAUGAUAUUUAUGCAAAAUAAAAUUAAUUUUUCACACCUCCGUGUAAAGGUACUUCUUUAAUAAGUCUGUGUUUUAUUUGGUAUGUACAAAAUUGACUGAAUUAGGGAGUCUUACUUGUCAUCUCCUAAGAUGAUUCUUAAAGUGGUACUUCCAUCCGUUUGAAAAUUUUUAGUUUUUCCACUUUCCUUUUGGUAUAUUUAUCUUUUUCUAUUACUGUAUUAUAAUGUAAAAUUAUACCACCAUCAAAAACAGGAUAUGAACUGCUAUACACAGUACUGCUGCUGUUGAGGAGAUGCCUGAAAGUUUUGAGGGGAAAACUCUAAGAUGUCUGAAUUAUGUGUGGAUUUUAUUCCUUUUUUUCCCCUCUGUGCCCCGGUAGGUAGUUUUUUCUAACUAAAAAUCAAAUAUAAUGGAAAAAAAAAAGUAAACACUGGUUUGAUAGAGUGUGAAUUCAUUUCAUUCUACUGCUAGGAAAGUCGACACCAUUUUGUGUCAUAAAAAGAAUAGCAAGUGCUGGAGUGAUAGCACAGCGGGGAGGGCGUUUGCCUUGCAUGUGGCCGACCCAGGUUCAAUCCCCAGUAUCCCUUAUGGUCCCCUGAGUACUGCCAGGAGUAAUUCCUGAGUGCAGAGCCAGGAGUAACCCUGUGCAUUGUUGGCUGUGACCCAAAAAGAAAAAAAAAAAGAAUAGCAAUCCAAGUGUAUGGUGUCAAAUGUGUUCUUUCAUACAGGUUGAAAUGUUAAUUCAGGCAUCAGUAGGUCCCCCAGUUAUGGCAGCCAAUUGCCAUAUGUGACUAUUUAAUAUUAUUUUACACAUAAGUUAAAAACUCCACUCCUCGGUUGUACUAGCUAAAUUUCAAGUUCAAUAAACAUCAUAGGGCUGGGGAGAUCAUACAGUACUUAAGGUGUUUGCCUUGCACGUGCCUAACCUGGCAUCCCAUAUAGUCUCCUGAAAACUGCCAGGAGUAAUUCCUGAAUGCAGGUGUGCCCCCCAAAAAAAGAAGAGUUCAGUAAACACCUAAUGUAAGCGAUUGUCAUGCUGGAUUUCUCUACUUUCAGAUUUCUUUAAGAUAUAGUCAUUUGAGAAAAUGCAGAUUUAGUUUAAAAAUAGCACAGUUCAAGGGCCAGAGAGUUGUCUUGCCAUCCAUUGCCUUGCUUGCAGCCGACCCUGACCCUGGUUUUAUCUUUGGCACCAGAGCACGUCCAAGGAGUAGUCCCCAAACACAAAAGCAGUUUAUAUAUGUAUGUAAAUGUAUGAAAGUAUAUAUUUAAAUGUGUUGUAUGUAGUACUGUCUUCCCAUUGUUCAUCGAUUUCCUCAAACGGAUACCAGUAACGUCUCCGUUGUGAGACUUUUUGUUGUUGUUGUUUUUGCUUUUUGGGUCAUA